AAGUGUUUCCGGUUCAAACUACGAUGAUUUGUUGUGCUUCUUAGAGUCUAGACUACUCUUCUGACUAGAUCUAGAUAAGAUCCAGAUCUAGUUACCUACAAUUAUUUUAGUGAUUAUCAUUAUUCUUCUUUAUUAUCAUCUAAUUCUAGAUCUAUUGACUUUCAUAACUUGUAACUUUCAUUUCCAUGGAGUUACAGACAACACAGAAUAGUCACACUAACAGUGUUAGUACUGUUACUGUUACUACUGUUAGUCAAGUUAGUGUGGUGCCUUUUAUUUUUAAAAUUCCUUCAAAACGUUUAAUAAAACCAAAAAAAGUUUUAACUGAAGAUGAGUUUUCACAGAGCAUUGGUAAGAUCAUAGAAAGAGAUUUCUUCCCAGAUUUACCCAAUCUGGAAGCACAGACAGAAUAUUAUGAAGCACUGGAAAAAAAUGACCUUGUCAAACUUCGAGAAAUACAAAUGAGAUUCAAAAGACCUGACACUGGCUCCUCUGACAUUUUGGGUUCUCCGCUAACUUUUGAGACUCCUGUAGGACGUAGAAAAACAACACCUGCUAAAAGAAAACAAACAGAUUUAAUCCAUUCAGGUGCUAGUGAAAGCAGUGAACCAGCAGAAAUUGAUGAAAUAGCUGAAGCAGCAGACAAACAAGACAGAAGAACAUCUAUGCUGUCUUUAGAUUCUUUCUUGGCAAGAAACACUAGUGAAGACAGCGCAUCAUUCGCAGAGAUUCUUAAAGAGUCUGACCGUAAACAUAGACUCAAACAUGCAUGGAUAUUUGAAAAAGAAAAAGAACAGUUGGCUGAGCAUGAAAAUUUUAUCGCACUGCCCCCUAUUGAAGAGCAGGCUGCUAUCACAGACAGGCCAGCACACAUCAACACCUGGAAAUACACCAAUGAAAAUGCUGUGAUGUAUGUGCCAGAUGGCCAGGAGCUUAGUGCUAAAGAAAUGAUAGAGGAGCAAAAAUACAAGCCUCAGCAGAUAGUGCAUGAAAAUACAAGAUUUCAGUACAACCCUUUUAACAACGCCCGAAGUAAAGAAGCAAUGCAGAAAGCAGCUUCUUUCAAAGCUUUGAUCAAUCAAGGCAAGAUUGGACAUGAUGGUAAAGAAAUUCAACCCAGUCAGUCCCCUCAAGUAAAUGGGUAUGGUUUUGUAGCUACCCCAUCACCAGCCCCAGGUGUUACAGAAUCGCCGCUCAUGACCUGGGGUGAGAUUGAGAGCACACCAGCACGGCUGGACAGCAAUGAAGCCAUGCCUGCCUUGACUCCAGGGCCUGUGUUUAGGAUUCCAGCUGUUCCUAAAAGAGACAGGAUUGCUUUAGAACUGUCAGAAAAGGCUAGCAAGGCACAUCGUGCUAAAAAGGAGGAAGCUAUUCGUCAAGUCACUAGAAGAUUUGCAAGUCCAUCACCAUCUGCUAAAAUUGGAUUAAGUUCAACAGAACGCCUUAAUUCCAUGUCUCCAGCCGCACAGAAAUUAGCAAGCAAGCGUUUAGGAAUAAAGACAUCAACUGACAAGGCUUUGUUAGCUAGCUAUACACCCACACCAUCACCAACACAUAGAGAUAAAACACCCAUUCGUCUAACCCCAGGUUCCAGAAGAUCCCAAGGAUCUUUACCAGGCAGUCCAGCCAUUAGAACGCCUUCAAGUCAAAGAGGCAGUGAUACACCUUCAUCAACAGCAGGUUCAGAAAUUCCAUCUCUUACAGACCAUUUGCUCAAUUUGCCAAAGCGGAAGAGAAAAACAGCUUCUGACUUUUUCUGAUUGGACUUUAACCUUUCAGUGGUACUUACCCACUUUGAAUAGUGGACGCUACAUUGAAGUAAACUUUUACAAUGUAUAUGAAAUACGUGACUAUAGUGCUUCCUGCACUGAGUUUUAAGUCACUUCUGUAGUUUAAAAAAACUUGUGAUAAUUUUAUCACUGCUUGAGAACUAAUCUGUGAAGAUGGCCAUAUUCAAUGGAGUGGAGCAAAACCUACCUGAUGCUCGUUUUUCCAGUUUGCAUUACUUCAUAAAAUUUCUUAAAGGUCACCUAAAGAACACACUCUGUUGACCUUGGUUCCAAGUAUUGAUGUAUUAUUGAACUACCCCUUUGAAUUCAACCCAACAGUCAAAUAUUUCAUUAGAACCUAAUGUUAUCGAUUGGAGAAAAUUCCUAGUACGUGUGGAUUUAAUUUUUAAAAAUAUUUUAGUGACCUAUAGUUGUAAAUUAUGGUGACAAUAUGAUUGUUUCUUUCCCCAGAAAAGUCUGUACUGUAACAUAAUAUAUCUGAAUGUUCAUUUUUUUAAAUUUUUUUUUGGCAUAUAUUAAAAAAAAAAAUACUAAUAAUUUAAACAUGGUUUAUUAUAAAAGUAAAAUAUCGAAUAAAAAAAAGGCAAAAUUAAUGGAAGUCAGGAAAAAAAAAUUGUACCACAACUUUCGUUAAAUAAGAUACAGUUAAUAAAUGAACUUUAUUUUAAAAUGAACCAGUACCACAGAAAUACUGUCAUAAAAUGCCAUGUCAAUACAAUGUAUGAAGUAAUUUUUUUUCCUCAGAAAAUACAUUCAUAUCUAUAGUUGGAAAAGUAUAUCUCCAUUGUUUCUCUUAUCAACAAAACAAACUAACCAUGUUUUCCUAAGCAUUGUCAAUUGUAUUAGAAAUACCUAAGAAGUUCAUACCAGUAUGCUAAUUUAAAAUGUUUUUUUUUUAUUCACAUAAAAAAAGUUCGAAAAUAAAAACACAAAUUGUCUUA
Biomphalaria glabrata is the source of this 2731-nucleotide messenger RNA. Its product is annotated as splicing factor ESS-2 homolog. The coding region runs from base 186 to 1760 and encodes 524 amino acids. The record is from RefSeq and is a predicted model, not a curated record. The transcript is spliced from 9 exons. NCBI's taxonomy places the organism in Eukaryota, Metazoa, Mollusca, Gastropoda, Planorbidae. Gene Ontology annotation, cellular component: catalytic step 2 spliceosome.